Molecule: messenger RNA, 1002 nt
Organism: Penicillium odoratum
Lineage: Eukaryota; Fungi; Ascomycota; Eurotiomycetes; Eurotiales; Aspergillaceae
Product: NAD(P)-binding protein
Exons: 2
Coding region: 1-1002 (333 amino acids)
Molecular function (GO): oxidoreductase activity, acting on the CH-OH group of donors, NAD or NADP as acceptor
Source: RefSeq, a predicted model, not a curated record
AUGUCCAAGUCUCUUGUCUUCAUCACCGGAGCAACUGGGUUCAUUGGCGCCCAUGUUGUGUCCGCAACCUUGAAAGCCGGAUACCGCGUCCGCCUGAGCAUCCGUAAAGCCGAACAAGAAGACGCCAUCAGAAAGCGUUACGCCGAAUUCAAUAAAGACAUUGAAAUCUUUCUGAUCCCAGAUCUGUCCAGUGUCGACAGCCUCAAGGCUGCGCUGGAAAAUGUCGACUAUGUCUUCCACAUCGCCUCUCCGAUGCCAGGAAGUGGUGAUGAUUUGCAACGCGACUACGUGACCCCAGCCGUGCAGGCCACUCUCUCAAUGCUCAAUGCCGCAUCAGCACACAAACAGAUCAAGAAAGUGAUCAUCGUGUCAUCUGCUCUUGCCCUGACUCCUGUCGACGCGUUAAUCGCGAAAAAGGUCAUAGUUAGAGAAAAUACCGGUGAAGUCAUACCUUUUGACCCUUCUAUGAGCUUCCCCGAAGGCCCCGGAGGCUACGGACUCAAGUACGCUGCCUCCAAAAUUGUGGCUCACCAAGCUACACGAGACUUCCUCCGCGAUGAGAAGCCCCAUUACAAGGUCCUCACCAUCCACCCGGUCUUCGUUCUCGGGGACGACAUGCUCCAGACUACUGCGGAGGGUCUUGCUGGAAUGAACAAGUUCUUCUACCAAUCGUUCUUCAGUGAAAAGCCCCAUAUCGGUAACGCGUGGGUACAUGUUCGAGAUGUGGCCGAUGCGCACGUGAAGGCCCUCGAGACUGAUGCCGAAAGUGGUACGGAAUUCACCCUUUCGCUACCCCAUGUAUCGUGGGAGGAUACGGCUCGUUUCGCUGAGAAGAAGUACCCGGGGCUGGGAUAUAAGUUAGAGCCUCCUUUCGAGGUUUCCUGGGAUGUUCAGAAUACUGCUGCUGAGCAAAUUCUUGGAUUGAAAUGGCGCUCGGCAGAGAAGAUUGUCGAGGAUGUUUUUGAUCAGCAGUUGGCGCUGCAAGCGAAGGUGGCUAAUUGA